AGUUUAUGUUCUAAAUGUUAGGUCAUUCACACAGUUACAAAGAGAAAUUAUGGAGGAAGUAAAGAACAUUUCGUUAACUUAUCCAAAAUUUAUUCACAAAGCCUGGGAAUAUCUAUACGACGACUAUUUCCAGGGAGACGAAUAUUCAUUGGCAGUAAACGGAACAUUUAUUUCUAGCAAUACUGUUUUCUUCACUAUAUGUGCAUUAUUCACAUUAGUCGAUUGCACUAAUAAACCACAGUUUAUUAGUAAAUAUGUUAUGCAAUCAAGGGAAAAACCGGUACAGUUACGCUCUGCUUUAAAAGCUUGGCUCUUGGUUCUAUUCAAUCAAAUAAUUGUCGCUUAUACAUUCCUACCACUUAUGUAUUAUUCUUUUAAGUUAAGAGGGAACAGCUUUGCUAAAACCUUACCCAGCAUACCCGAGACAAUUUUACAUGUCAUAGGCUUUAGUGCCGUUGAGGAGAUUUUCUUUUAUUAUACUCACAGAUUACUGCAUCACCCAAAACUUUAUAAACAUAUCCAUAAAAUACACCAUGAAUGGCAAGCACCAAUUGCUAUAGCUUCCCUCUACGCCCACCCAUUAGAGCACUUACUAUCAAAUCUGUUUCCAGCAGUAUUGGGACCGAUAGUUUUCGGCUCUCACGUAUUAUUGGCUAUGGUAUGGUUUACGACUGCUCUAAUUUCAACUAUAAUCUCUCACAUGGGAUAUCACUUACCGUUUCUCCCAUCAACCGAACAUCAUGAUUAUCACCAUUUAAAAUUUACAGACAAUUUUGGAGUUUUUGGCAUAUUAGACAGACUUCAUGGAACUGAUAAGAAAUUUAGAAAAUCGGUACAAUUUAAAAGGCAUAAAAUUUUACUUGGAAUGGAGCCUUUAAUUGAAACUAUACCCAGGUCAUUUUUAAUCGGAAACGGUUUCUUUUUUGGCCUUUCUGCUAUCUUAUCUGUAAUUGAUUACACUGGAAAACCGAAAUUUUUCACUAAAUACAAAAUUCAACCAAAUCGAAAUGCUCCGGUUGAACCAAAGACACUUUUAAAAGCUUGGCUUUUAUCGUUAUUUAACCUUAUGAUUGUUGGUCCUCUUUAUAUGAUUGGGAUGUUUUAUCUUUUUCUCUGGAGAGGCAGCCAAUUUUCUAUCAAAUUACCAGCCUAUUCAACAAUUAUCAAAGAAAUGGUAAUAUUUAUUGCAAUUGAGGAGAUUCUCUUCUAUUAUAGUCAUAGAUUAUUACAUCAUCGUCUCUUUUAUAAGCGAAUUCAUAAAAUCCAUCACGAUUUUCAAGCUCCGAUGGCAGUGACUGCUGUCUACGCCCACCCAGUUGAGCACAUAGUUUCAAAUUUAACACCUAUUAUUGCUGGUCCAUUAAUCUUGGGUUCUCAUAUUGGAGUCGUCCUUCUGUGGUUUAUAAUAGCUUUGCAAGCAACAGUAAUCGAUCACAUGGGAUAUCAUUUACCAUUUGUUAAAUCGCCAGAAUUCCAUGACUAUCAUCACUUAAAAUUCACCUGCAAUUUUGGAGUGUUAGGAUUCCUUGAUUGGUUACACAAAACUGAUUUAGCUUUCAGGCGUUCUAAGGCUCAUCAGAGGCAUAAAAUCUUGCUUGGUUUUACACCUCUGAGCCAAUCGAUUCAAUAA
This is a messenger RNA of Dimorphilus gyrociliatus, 1630 nucleotides long. The record is from the annotation of a GenBank genome assembly. NCBI's taxonomy places the organism in Eukaryota, Metazoa, Annelida, Polychaeta, Dinophilidae.